This is a messenger RNA of Betta splendens (Siamese fighting fish), 2282 nucleotides long. RefSeq names its product pleckstrin homology domain containing, family O member 1b (gene plekho1b). The record is from RefSeq and is a predicted model, not a curated record. The transcript is spliced from 6 exons. Gene Ontology annotation, biological process: regulation of myoblast fusion. Bases 113 to 1294 code for a protein of 393 amino acids. Gene Ontology annotation, cellular component: muscle cell projection membrane; ruffle membrane. Lineage: Eukaryota; Metazoa; Chordata; Actinopteri; Anabantiformes; Osphronemidae.
GAGCGCAGAGGAUCCCGGCGGCAGCAGCACCGAGUAGCGGAGCGAGCGGCGCAGCAGUGGAUCCAGAGCCGAGGAGAGGAGGCUCCGGAGAAGAGGGGUUCGCGCCGGCAGCAUGAAGAAGAACAACUCCGGGAGACGAGCUCCUCAGGACUCAACGCUGCAGAACACGCAGCCUGAAAAGGUUGGAUGGAUCCGAAAGUUCUGCAGGAAAGGAAUCUUCAGAGAGAUCUGGAAGAAUCGGUUUGUGGUUCUGAGAGGAGAUCAGCUGUUUAUCAAGGAGAAAGAGGUAAAAGAGCUGGGACGGGCCGACGAGGUGCUGGAUCUGUCGGACUAUGAACGAUGCGAGGAAAUCAGAAAAAACAAGAGCCGGAGCAAAAAGAACCACAGCAAGUUCAGACUGCAGCGCAUCAGCACACCAGGAAACACGGUUCCCAACCUGGUCUUCCUGGCUGUGAGCCCAGAGGAGAAGGAGUCCUGGAUCAGCGCCCUGAACGUCGCCAUCACCAGAGCCAAAAACAGAAUCCUGGAUGAGGUGACGGUAGAAGACUCUCAGUUGUCUCAUCUGACCCGCGAUCGAGUGAAGAUCCCUCACACGCGCCGCCUGCCGACCCGAGGUCACCUGCUGGCUGUGGCCUCCACCUCCUCCUCGGACGGGAUGCUGACUCUGGAUCUGAUUCAGGACGACUACGCCGGGCCUCGGGAAGCCAAUGGCUGCGAAAGCUCCAGGGUCCAGGAGGGAACGUUCCAGCUCAGGUCCAAGACCGACGGUGCUCUCUCUACCAGGACUGAGCAGGCUUCUGGGAAAUCCCACAGCCUUCCUCGGGUCAGGGAGGCCGCGUGGGACCAGAUGUGUCCUGCCCAGACCCCGCAGCCCGAGAAGCGUCUGACGUCAGCAGAGAAGAACCGCUGCGCUUCUGUGGACGAGAUCCUGUCGCACCCAGAGACUAAGGCGGCUCAGAACGAGACAGAGACCACGCCCGAUCCGGCUGCGUCUGCGUCUGCGGCCAUCACGCGGCUGCAGCAGCUGAUCAGCCAGAAGCUGGAUCACACGGAGCGGAUGCUGACGGCGGCGCGUGGGGACGACGGCGGGGACCGGGCCAAGACCAAGCCGUUGGCCGAGGCGGCCAGAACCGAAGCAGAGAGGCUCCUGAAGGAGGCGGCGGCGGCCUGGACCCAGGCGCAGGAGGUUCUGGAGGAGGUGAAGGAGCUGCGAGCUUUGUACCGACAGCUGGACCCGCCGCCCCUCAGCCCCGAAAGCAGCAAGCGAACCCAGAACCGCAAGAGCCUGAUGUGACGGCCGCGUUUGCUCCACUUCAGCUGCUGAAACGUGGACUGACUCCAAGCAUCAGCACCAGGACCGGUACCACUCAAACCAAAGGGGAAACCAGUUACUGUUCGCUUCUCAGGAAGCCCAGCUUCCGGUUUGGUUCAGCCGUUUCUAAAUACCAGCCUUAUAACGCCUUUGUAGAGAAUUCACUUCUUAAUAUUAAUGAAAAUGUGCCAAGAGACGAGUUUGGACCUGAACACGAAGGUGUGAGGAGUUUCAUUUCCUCUCAUUCACUGGUAUCAUUAUGGUCUUAUUCACAGAGAUCAAAUGAAACAGUUUCAGCUGAACUGAUAAUUCUCAGGAUCAUGAGCAUCUGCUUCUGCCACUAGAGCUGUUUGACUUCAGGCCUGUUGUUGUGUCUCAGCAGCUUUAAUUAACAGUUGCUCAUUAGAUGAAUGUUGUUUCCUCUAAAACCCUAAAAAGCAACUAAAGAUGAAGAUGAAGGAACCUGGAAUAAGUCCUUUUACACUAAUCUGAACCAAUCCCCACAUUUUCAAUCUAAAUUGGAUACAUUUUCUACAUAAUAUAAUCUAUAAUCUAAAAACCUGCAGGUUAUGUUUCCUGGUUCUGGAGAGACAAUAACGUGUGCAACGUGUUUGGUUUCACAGUGAACUCUGGCCUUUAGUUUCUCCUGUGUGAAGGUUGUGAGACGUGCAAUCUCAGUGACUCAGAUACCGCUGGUCAAGAACUUGACUGAGUCCAGGACUGACUACUGCCUAUUGGGCCCAGGUCAGUCCUUAUAUUCCUGCUCAGAGGAACAUUCAUGGACUGAGAAUCAAUUGUCAUAAUGUGAAACGGUUUCGUCGUGAGUGAGACCUGGUGUAACUGGACCGACCCAACACUGUCUCUGAUGGACUUUUAAUGAGUUUAAUGUUUUUAAACAUCUAGACUUUUGGACAGGUUCGGUUAAACUGGUCUCUGUUGUGUGUGACGCAAUAAAUCUUCUCUGCUUUGA